AUGACGCGUAAGGUGCUCAGUAACACUCGCGAGCGCUGGCGUCAGCAGAGCGUGAACACGGCGUUUGCGGAACUCAGGAAGCUCAUCCCGACUCAUCCUCCUGAGAAGAAGCUGAGCAAGAAUGAGAUCCUGAGACUGGCCAUGCGUUACAUCACCUUCCUGCUCACGCUGCUGGAGAACCAGAGAGACGGAGAACACUCGUCCUCCACCCUCAUUACACUCAUCACGGGGAACAUGAGGAACCUGAGCUCACAUACAGAGACACACUCGCCUGGAUCCGGCAGUGACGGUGCAGAGACCUGGUAG
This is a messenger RNA of Ictalurus furcatus (blue catfish), 306 nucleotides long. It is a transcript of the gene tal2, whose product is annotated as T-cell acute lymphocytic leukemia 2. NCBI's taxonomy places the organism in Eukaryota, Metazoa, Chordata, Actinopteri, Siluriformes, Ictaluridae. Gene Ontology annotation, biological process: regulation of transcription by RNA polymerase II. Gene Ontology annotation, molecular function: DNA-binding transcription factor activity, RNA polymerase II-specific; RNA polymerase II cis-regulatory region sequence-specific DNA binding; protein dimerization activity. The transcript has a single exon. Bases 1 to 306 code for a protein of 101 amino acids. The record is from RefSeq and is a predicted model, not a curated record.